UUUAAUUCAUUUAUCUUAACUAGGGACCAAUAUAAAUCAUAUUUUAUUAGUUUGAUAUUCUCUAUCCUCCGAUUCCCUCACCUAAUUUUGCUUUUAAUAAUUUUGUAUGGUUCACCAACCCUAUUACAUUUAUAUUUUAUUACCUUUUUUUUUUUUUCGAUUUAUCAAUUGAGGGAGUAUUAUAUUAGAACCUGUUUUAUACGGAGCAUAGAAAAUUGCCUUAAUUUUAAUUUUAAAUAAUUAAAAAAUGAAAAUAUUUGAUGGAACAUACGGACCGUAAUUGUAGGCCAUGGUGAAGAUGCAACCUCAAUUACACGACAGAAGGCGUUCGAAAUUGCUGCUUGCUUUUCCAAUUCUUCUCAGAUUCAUACUCUCUUUAUUUCCAUUUUCUACAGUACCAUUUAUAGAAUAUUUCCCCAAACUCUCUCAAAUUCAUUUAUUCACCAUUUUUAGAGGGUUAUUUUCUCACAUUUUACUACUUCUUCUGGUAACUUUUUUUUCCCAGGUGACAGAUUAUCUAAUCACUUUUGAUUUAAUGCAUUUUUUGUUUGCAAUUUAAGCAUUGUAACCCCAUCAUUUUCACCUAUAUAAAUGGUCUGCUCAUUGGUUGAUUUACACGGGUUUCUUUUGAUAGCAACAAUUUUUGAUAGUUUUGGUUGAUUUAUUGUUGUUCACAUGUCAAUAAUUCCUUAUUUCACAUUCUUGUAACUGGUGGGUUAUUAAUGGUAUUGAAGAUUUUGCGAUCGUUUUAGAUUUUGAGCUUUUUUGCAUGCUAGAAUUACUGUUUUUUUUUUUAUUUUUUUUUUUUUAUUUUUUUUACUUAAAUUGGGUAGAUUUUGCUUCAAUUAGAAAUGGGUAUGUUUGAUUUUAAGCGUUAAUGAAGAGUUGCUGGUUGAUUGUAAUUCCUAUUGAAGAUUUUGUUACCAUUUAGGAUCGUUUCGAGUUUUAAACUUGUGAGAAUGCAAGAAUUAGUUGGUUUUUUUGCUUAAAUUGGGCAGUAUGAUGGGAUGUUUGAAAAUUAGGCUUAAAUGAAGGAUUGCUGCAUUUUGCUAGUUUAUUGUGUAUGAAAUAAAAAUGAAGAGGCAAAAAGUGGACCUUGCCGGUCCUAAGAGAUUUAGAUUGUCAUACUUUUUGUUGGUUUUAGCUGUACUCUACUUGGGUUUUAUUGCAUUUAAGUUUCCUGAGCUUUUAGAGAUUGCUUCUGGAUUAAGUGGGGAAGAUAGCUAUAAUAAUGUUGGUAAAGUAGGUUUAGAUGGUGAAGGUGUGAACAAGGGGUCGGUUAUUUCGAUUCAAAAAGAUACAUUUCAUAGGAAAUUGGAGGAUAAUCACAACCAAGAUGUACAGUUGUUGUCAGAUGGGAAAUUGUUGGAAAGUGGGUCGCAACCAAUUAGACCUCUUAGACAUCGAUAUGGCCGAAUCACAAAUGGUUCCUUGAUGAAGAUAAAUAGGACCAUAGAGUUGUCUGAAUUGGAGAAACUUGUAGAUGAAGCUUGGACUUUGGGCUUAAAGGCAUGGGAAGAAUUGGAAAAUUAUGAUAUUGUGGACAUAAGUGAGAAUACUGCUCUUGAAGGGAAGCCAGAGUCCUGUCCUUCAUGGAUAGCUACAAGUGGGGAGGAUAUGGUGACUCGAGACAAUGUCACAUUUCUUCCUUGUGGGCUUGCUGCAGGCUCUUCUAUUACAGUAGUUGGCACACCACAUUAUGCUCAUCGAGAGUUUGUACCUCAGCUUGCAAAAUUCAGGAAUGGUAAUCCCUUGGUCAUGGUUUCACAGUUCAGUGUAGAAUUGCAGGGGUUAAAAUCGGUGGAAGGGGAGGCUCCACCAAAAAUUUUGCAUCUCAAUCCUAGAGUGAGAGGGGAUUGGAGUCGCCGAGCAGUCAUUGAGCAUAACACCUGCUACAGGAUGCAAUGGGGAAAAUCUCACAGAUGUGAUGGUUCACCGUCAGCGAAGGAUGAACAUUUUCUCGUUGAUGGACACAAGAGAUGUGAAAAGUGGAUGUCAAGUGAUGUGGUUGAUCCGAAGGAGUCCAAAACGACCUCAUGGUUCAAGCGAUUUAUAGGUCGCAAGCAUAAACCAGAAUUACUUUGGCCAUUUCCUUUUGCAGAGGGUAAAAUGUUUAUCCUCACUAUCCGUGCUGGCAUUGAAGGAUAUCAUAUCAAUGUCGGGGGUCGACAUGUUUCCUCAUUUCCCUACCGAAUGGGAUUCACUCUUGAAGAUGCAACUGGUUUAGCAGUGCAAGGUGAUGUGGAUGUUCAUUUCAUUUAUGUGACUUCACUACCUUCUAGUCAUCCCAGUUUCUCUCCGCAACAAGUGUUGGAGAUGUCAGCAAAAUGGAAAGCUCCCCCUUUGCCCAAGAAACCUAUUCGACUUUUCAUUGGUGUACUUUCAGCUACCAAUCAUUUUGCAGAACGCAUGGCAGUGAGAAAAACAUGGAUGCAAUCUCCAGAGAUCAAGUCUUCAAGUGUAGCUGUCCGUUUUUUUGUUGCAUUGAGUCAACGAAAGGAGGUCAAUGCAGUUUUGAAGAAAGAAGCUGCCUAUUUUGGUGAUAUUGUGAUUUUGCCUUUCCUUGAUCGUUAUGAACUUGUAGUUCUUAAAACAAUUGCUAUAUGCGAGUAUGGGGUUAAAAAUGUUACUGCUGCAUACAUAAUGAAAUGUGAUGAUGAUACAUUUGUGAGAUUGGACGUUGUUCUGAAACAAAUUGAGGCUAUUGCUCCAGAGAAGUCUCUUUACAUGGGGAAUUUAAAUCUCUUACACCGACCUCUUAGACGCGGAAAAUGGGCAGUCUCUUUCGAGGAGUGGCCAGAAGAAAUAUAUCCUCCUUAUGCUAAUGGCCCAGCUUAUAUAAUCUCAAAUGAUAUUGCUAGAUUCGUUGGAGACCAGCAUGCAAACCAAGGCUUAAGGUUGUUCAAGAUGGAAGAUGUCAGCAUGGGCAUGUGGGUUCAGCAGUUCAACAGCUCUCAACAAGUCCAAUAUUCCCACAACUGGAAGUUUUGCCAGUAUGGGUGCAUGCAAGGCUAUUACACUGCACAUUAUCAAUCCCCAAGACAGAUGUUUUGCUUGUGGGCUCAUCUAGCCAAGGGCCGUCCUUUUUGCUGCAAUUUCAGAUGAAAUUGGUAAGAACUUGAUGCAACAAAUUUGUGCAAUUCCUAUUCAUCGUGUUACUAAAAAUUUGCCAAAUUUUUGUCUGUCGGUAUCUGGAUAUGAAGACGACUGCUUGUUAUGAGCACCUGAUAUUCUCGUAAGAGCAGGAAAAUUUUGAUUGAAAAUCAGUGAUCACAACAACUUUGAUUAUGAUACAUCCUUCAUGGUAUCUUCUUUAAUGACUUCGAGUUGUAUCACAUUAUUGUACAAGCAGGGAAAAUAUAUUAGAAUUGUUGAUGGCCCCUGUCCAUUAUUUGUGUCCAUGAGGCCUAUUGCUUAAAUACUCAGACAUGUAUACAUGCUAUUGUAUAUACUUCAUAGCCAUCAAGGUAUAUACUAUUUUGGUCAAUAGUUUUGUCAAUGGCUUAGCCGAGGGUACCUAGGUAUGAAAGGACCAGCAAUAGAAAGAUGAUGUGCGGUUUUCAAAGGAGUUCAUCAUUCCAAAUAUAGCAAGGGUUUGAUGUUAGUAGAAUCUAACAAUUGAGGACUUGAGAAGAGGGUCUAGUGAAUCUGAUAAUUUGCUUGUAUCUGCAUUAUUGGGUUGAACAAUGGAUUUCACUUGUUACAAUCGGAUCUCAAAUCUGUAUGUACCUGUGCAGCUACUUGGCAUGGAAUAGGAAAUGCAAAAAUGACAAGUUACAAACAUGCAUUUUUAAAUUAAAUACAACUUAUACAAUAU
Molecule: messenger RNA, 3817 nt
Organism: Chenopodium quinoa (quinoa)
Lineage: Eukaryota; Viridiplantae; Streptophyta; Magnoliopsida; Caryophyllales; Amaranthaceae
Product: hydroxyproline O-galactosyltransferase GALT2-like
Exons: 7
Coding region: 1075-3105 (676 amino acids)
Cellular component (GO): Golgi membrane
Molecular function (GO): galactosyltransferase activity; carbohydrate binding
Source: RefSeq, a predicted model, not a curated record